AUGAGCUCCAACAAAGCCUCGUCGUCCGACUUCCUGGCGGCCAAAACUUCCGGUCCCACUACCAAAGGCACCACUUCCCUCGGCCUCAAUGAUGCCUCGGUGUCUACUCCCAAGUCGCAAAAGGGAAGCUCAUCUAUGCUUGAGUCGUGGGCGAAUGCACCCACCUCGUCGGAGCCAUGGUCAACGGUCAAAGCUACCUAUUCGCCCCAACGUUAG
This is a messenger RNA of Penicillium expansum, 216 nucleotides long. RefSeq lists its product as uncharacterized. The coding region runs from base 1 to 216 and encodes 71 amino acids. NCBI's taxonomy places the organism in Eukaryota, Fungi, Ascomycota, Eurotiomycetes, Eurotiales, Aspergillaceae. The record is from RefSeq and is a predicted model, not a curated record. The transcript has 2 exons.